AUGGGAGCCUUGGGUUCGCUCUGGGUUUUCUUCGCUCUCAUCGCUCCGGGAGUUCUUGGUCAGUGUAAGUUGCUGCCAAAGUAUUCUUUUGCUAAGCCUACUGUUGUGAGUGAUAAGUCUGAGUUUGCCGUUGGAACAACUUGGAAAUACAAAUGCCUCCCUGGGUACUUUAGAAAGUCAUUUACUAUCACCUGCUUAGAAACCUCCAAGUGGUCAGACGCUCAGCAGUUCUGUAAACGUAAACCAUGUAUGAAUCCUCAAGAACCCCUCCAUGGUUCUGUGCAUAUAAACACUGGUAUCACGUUUGGGUCAACAAUUACGUAUUCUUGUAAUAAAGGAUAUCGACUCAUUGGUGAUUCAUCUGCUACUUGUAUUAUAUCAGACAAUACUGUCAUGUGGGAUAACAGUGUGCCUAUUUGUGAAUUGAUUCCUUGUGAGUCACCUCCAGCCAUCUCCAAUGGAUACUUCCAAAGCAGCAGUAGAGACAGCUUUUUCUAUGGGAUGGUAGCAACUUAUUAUUGCCAUGUUGGAAAGAAUAGGGAAAAACUGUUUGAUCUGGUGGGUGAGAAGUCAAUAUAUUGUACCAGCAAAGACAAUCAAGUUGGCAUCUGGAACAGUCCACCUCCCCAGUGUAUUGCUAGAGUCAAGUGCCCAAUGCCAGAAAUUGAAAAUGGAGAUGUGGAGUCUGGAUUUAAACCCUCCUUCUUCUUAAACGAUACAGUAAUGUUUAAGUGCAAGUCUGGCUUUAUCAUGAAAGGCAGCAGUAUAGUGUGGUGCCAGCCAGACAGCAAAUGGAGCCCUCCACUGCCAACAUGCUUCAGGGGAUGUCUACCACCUCAAAAUAUCCUCCAUGGUGAUUAUAAUGAAAAGGAUAAGGAAUUCUUUUCUGUUGGCCAAAAAGUGUCCUAUAGCUGUGAACCUGGAUAUACUCUCAUUGGAACUAACCUUGUGGAGUGUACACCCUUGGGAGCCUGGAGCCCUUCAGUCCCAACAUGUGAAGUGAAAUCAUGUGAUGCCAUUCCAAACCAACUUCUCAAUGGCCGUGUGCUUGUUCCCCAUAAUCUCCAUCUUGGGGCAGAGGUCUCCUUUGUUUGUGACCUAGGGUUCCAGUUAAAGGGCAAAUCUUCUAGUCAGUGUGUUCCAGAAGGAGAGACAGUAAUCUGGAAUAAUAAGUUUCCUGUCUGUGAACAGCUUUCUUGUGACCCUCCUCCUGAAGUAAACAAUACUCGGAAACUCUAUUAUUCUCUUCCCAUACUUCCUGGAACGGUUGUGAGGUACACUUGUUUACCUGGAUAUCGCCUCAUUGGAGAAAAGGCUAUCUUUUGUAUAAGUAAAGAUCAAGUGACUGCCACCUGGGACAAAGCUACACCUAUAUGUGAACCUUGGAAUAAAAUGUCUGCUUGCUCAAAACCCGUAGUACCAGGGGGAAUCAUAAAUCCAGGAUCUAGACCACCAUUCAAACAUGGUGAUUCUGUGACAGUUACCUGUAAAGCCAACUUCACCAUGAAAGGGAGCAAAACUGUCUGGUGCCGGGCAAAUAAAAUGUGGGGACCAACACCCCUGCCAGUCUGUGAGAGUGAUUUCCCUCUGGAGUGCCCAUCACUUCCAACGAUUCAUAAUGGACACCACACAGGACAGCAUGUUGAAAAGUUUGCUGCGGGGUUGUCUGUGACAUACAGUUGUGAACCUGGCUAUUUGCUUGUUGGAAAAAAGACAAUCAAGUGCUUAUCUUCAGGAGCCUGGGAUGAUGUCAUCCCAACAUGCAAAGAGGCCAAGUGUGAACGUCCAGAAAAGCUUCCCAAUGGGCAGGUAAAAGAGCCUCCGAGUCUUCGGGUUGGCACAACUGUGUACUUCUCCUGUAAUGAAGGGUACGAGUUACAAGGACAACCCUCUAGUAAGUGUGUAAUUGUUGAACAGAAAGCCGUCUGGACCAAAAAGCCAGUAUGUAAAGAAAUUCUCUGCCCACCACCUCCACCUGUUCUUAAUGGAAGACAUUCAGGCAGACUUUCAGGAAAUGUACCAUAUGGAAGCAAUGUUACCUACACGUGUGACCCAAGCCCAGAGAAAGGAGUGAACUUCACUCUUAUCGGAGAGAAGACUAUUCAUUGUACCAACAGUAGUGAGAAGACUGGGAUCUGGAGUGGCCCUGCUCCGUACUGUAAACUUUCAAUUUCUGAAGUUCAGUGUCUACAACCCCAGAUUAAUAGGGGGCAAAUAUUAUCUAUUUUGAAAGAGAGUUAUUCAUAUAAUGACACUGUGGCAUUUUCUUGUGAACCUGGCUUCACCUUGAAGGGCAGCAGGAGAAUUCGAUGCAGUGCCCAGGGCACAUGGAAGCCACCGGUACCAGUGUGUGAAAAGGGAUGUCAGGCUCCUCCUAAAAUCAUCAAUGGGCAAAAAGAAGAUAGAUACUUCCUCAACUUUGACCCUGGUACAUCCAUAAGAUAUAGCUGUGACCCUGGCUAUUUCCUGGUGGGAGAGGACACGAUACAUUGUACCCCUGAGGGGAAGUGGACACCCAUUCCCCCCCAGUGCAAAGUUGCAGAGUGUAAGCCUGUAGGACCACAUGUCUUUGAGAGGCCUCAGAAUCACUUUAUUAGACCAGCCAUCAAUUCUUCUUGUGAUGAAGGGUUCCAGAUAAGUGAGAGUGCUUAUCAACUGUGUCAAGGUACAAUUCCUUGGUUUAUAGAGAUUCGUCUUUGUAAAGAAAUCACCUGCCCACCACCUCCUAUUAUCCUCAAUGGGACACAUACAUGGCGUUCAUCAGAAGAUGUCCCGUACGGAACUGUCAUCACUUACACGUGCUAUCCUGGGUCAGAGGAAGGAGUAAAAUUCAAACUCAUCGGGGAACAAACCAUCCACUGUACAAGUGAUAGCAGAGGAAGAGGCUCCUGGAGUAGCCCUGCUCCUCUCUGUAAACUUUCCCUCCCUGCUGUCCAGUGCACAGAAGUCCAUGUUGAAAAUGGAGUCAAGCUCACUGACAAUAAAGCCCCAUACUUCUACAAUAAUAGUGUGACAUUCAAGUGUCGUGAUGGAUACAUUUUGAUUGGAAGCAGUCAGAUCCGGUGUAAAGCCAAUAACACCUGGGACCCUGAAGUACCACAUUGUAAAAAAGAAGGAUGUGAACCUAUGAGAGAACUUCCUGGCAUUUCAGAUGAUUCACUUAUAAAACUAGUAAAUAGAACCUGUCAAAAUGGGUACCAGUUGACUGGAUAUACUUAUGAGAAGUGUCAAAAUGCUGAGAAUGGGACUUGGUUCCAAAAGAUUGCAGUUUGUACAGUUAUUCUCUGUCCACCUCCACCAACAAUUGCAAAUGGUAGUCACACUGGCAUGAUGGCAGAGCACUUCCUGUAUGGAAAUGAAAUUUCUUAUGAAUGUGAUAAAGGGUUCUAUCUUUUGGGAGAGAAAAGUUUGCAGUGCAAAGGUCAUGGAUCUUGGAGUGGACCUCCACCACAGUGCUUACAAUCUUCUCCUUUAACUCAUUGCCCUGAUCCAGAAAUCAAAUAUGGAUACAAACUCAAUAAAACUCAUUCUGCAUAUUCUCAUAAUGAUAUAAUACAUGUUGUCUGCAAUCAAGGCUUCAUCAUGAAUGGCAGUCACUUGAUAAGGUGUCAUACUAAUAACACAUGGUUACCAGGUGUACCAACUUGUAUCAGAACUGCUUCUUUAGGUUGUCAAUCUCCAUCCACAAUCCCCAAUGGGAAUCAUACUGGUGGGACUAUAGCUCGAUUUUCCCCUGGAAUGUCAGUCACGUACAGUUGUUACCAAGGCUACCUUAUGGCUGGAGAGGCACGUCUUAUUUGUACUCAUGAGGGUACCUGGAGCCAUCCUGCCCCUUAUUGCAAAGAGGUAAACUGUAGCUUCCCUGAAGAUACAAAUGGAAUCCAGAAGGGAUUUCAGCCUGGGAAAACCUAUCGGUUUGGGACUACUGUGACUCUGGAAUGUGAGGAUGGGUAUUCCUUGGAGGGAAGUCCACAGAGCCAGUGCCAGGAUGAAAACCAAUGGAACCCUCCGCUGGCUAUCUGCAAAAACCGGUCAACUGUUCUUCUUGUUUCUGGUAUUUCUGCAGGCUCAGCAUUUAUCAUUUUGAUUAGUGUCAUCUUCUUUAUAAUAUUAAAAUCCAGAGAGCGCAAUUAUUAUACAAAAACAAGACCCAAAGAUGGAGCUCUUCAUUUAGAAACGCGAGAAGUAUAUGCUGUUGAUCCAUACAACCCAGCAAGUUGA
Molecule: messenger RNA, 4221 nt
Organism: Rattus rattus (black rat)
Lineage: Eukaryota; Metazoa; Chordata; Mammalia; Rodentia; Muridae
Gene: Cr2
Product: complement C3d receptor 2
Exons: 25
Coding region: 1-4221 (1406 amino acids)
Source: RefSeq, a predicted model, not a curated record